Fundulus heteroclitus (mummichog) is the source of this 5488-nucleotide messenger RNA. RefSeq names its product PH domain leucine-rich repeat-containing protein phosphatase 1. The record is from RefSeq and is a predicted model, not a curated record. Bases 334 to 5367 code for a protein of 1677 amino acids. Lineage: Eukaryota; Metazoa; Chordata; Actinopteri; Cyprinodontiformes; Fundulidae. The transcript has 17 exons. Gene Ontology annotation, molecular function: protein binding.
UGAGACCCCGCCCUGUCCACGCUCAACCGCUGACCGACCGUCACUCUCUCGGGGCUCAAACCGUAACCGUUGCCCCUUCUCGCCUGAUGUCAGACGGCUUGACGCCAGUUUUUCUGCUCGCCGCCGGUCCGUUAGCUCCAGUUGGAGAGCUAACGGCCGCCUGGUGAAAUGGGAUGAUGUAGCGGGAUAACUCCGGGGAACAACUACGCAGCACCUUAGCAUGCUAAGCUAACGCGAAGCUAGUAAGUAGACCGAGUCAGCGGCUGGAAGCUAACCCAGACUAGCGUUCACCUGCGGGCUGCCCGGCUGCCCCUGCCGUGGUUAGCUAACAGAAUGGAAAGUGGGAAGGAACAAGACUCCGGGGCGCUGUCGGCUUCACCAGCACUACAGGGGACACCGGACCCCGGCGGGGACUUCGCAAAGCCCAGCGGAUUAUCCUCGCUCCCCCAUGGAAAGAGACCCUCCAUCGCGGAGGAUGAGGGUGGGGGCGCCGAGGCGAAACUCUUCGGGAAGGGACUCGCGGCCACCUCCCUUCUCCAGAUUGCGAUACGAAACGGGAUCUACCAGAACCAAGUUGCCAACGCGACGGGGAAAAGCAGCAGCGGCAGCAGCAGCAGCGUUCCCGCCGCGAAAGCCGCCAACAUGUACGGCUUGACGUCGGCGAGCAGCAGCACUUCGGUGAACUCGCUGCUGGGCAGGCGGCGGCACAGACACAAGAGGAAUCUGUCCCUGGGGGCUCCGCCCGGGGCGUCCUCCGGCGAGGCGGCCAGCCCCGCUCCCUCCGCCUCGCCCCUGAGCACCCUCAGCCUGGACAGAAAGACCUUCCUCCGGCAGAAGCAGUCGAAGCAGCUCCAGGCCUCCGACAAGUCCUGGGUCAGAUCGGACCUCCGGCGGGGCUGCAUCCACGUCCACGACUGGCUCACGCCCUCCGUCCCGCGCCCGGUGCUCUGCACCGUGGACACCACGGCGAGCGAGGUGGCCGCCAAACUGGAGGCGAGCAAAUCCGGGGCUGUGCUGAGAAUAAACUGCAAACCUGUUGCUGCGUCCGACUUAAACGGCCUCUGCGCGGCUAGCAAUGGACACGCCGACGCCGGGGACGAGCAGACCCCCCACUCGGAGGAGAAGGAGAACCCGAAGAUUUGCCCCGAAGCCAAAACGCCCUCCAACUUAUUCCUCGGCGACAAACCGGGCAGCAACUCCUCGUCGGAGAUGUGCUUGAACGACGUGGGCGUGGAUUUGAGCCAGGGGGCCGCCGACUGUUUCGGAGCCUUCUCGGGCUCGGACAUGGAGAGCAGCACCUGCGAGGACCUGAGCCCGGGCGGCCCCAGGAGCUCGGAGCACCGGGACUCCCUCAGCGAAGGCCCGGCGUCGGGCAUGGACUCCUCGGCGCCGAGUCCCAACUGCGACAGCGCCGCGGAGGGAGCCGACCCGUUCGAGAGCUCCUCGGACGAGCUGGACCUCACCUCGUCGCCGACGCACUCCACGGACACCUCCGCGGCGGACCAGCUCCCCGCCGACACCUCCGCGGACGGCCCCGGGCUGAGCGACGCUCCCAAAUACCCCAGCAGCUCGCUGACCCGGCCCCUCACCACCCAGCCGGACCGGGAGAGCUCUCCCGGGGCCGGCGGAGAGUGGGCCGAGCCGCUCGGCGCCGGCCCGACGCCGACUCUCUUCAUCCAGCUGCACGGGGGCGUGGUGCGGCGGCUGGCGGCCAACGAGCGGCCCCUGCGGAUCCUGAACGAGUACCUGGCCAACCUGGGCUUUGCGGACGAGUGGCGGGUGCAGGAGGAAGGGCUGAACCCGGAGAUCGGCUGCCUCAUACGCUUCUACUUUGGUAAGCCUCGCAGCGCGGGGGGCUCCGAGCGCGUGCAGCUCUCCGGGGUGUUCAACGUGCGGAAAGGCAAGCUGGCCCUGCCGGUGAACCGCUGGUCGAGGCGGCAGGUGACGCUGAGCGGAACCUGCCUGAUCGUGUCGUCGGUGAGACACGCCCACACGGGCAAGAUGCACAUCCUGCCCCUCAUCGGAGGGAAGGUGGAGGAGGUGAAGAGGCACAGCCACUGUUUGGCCUUCAGCUCCGCCGGUCCCCAGAGUCAGAUCUACUACGUCAGCUACGACUCCUACGCCGAGCACCUGCGCUGGCACAGGAUGGCCUCCAAGAUCGCCUCUCAGAGGGUGAACUCUGUGGACCUGUCGUGCUGCAGCCUGGAGGAGCUGCCCGCUCAGCUCUUCUACAGCCAGGACCUGACGCACCUCAACCUGAAGAACAACUUCAUGUCGCCGCAGAAAGGUGUUCCCGCUCUCACCAGGUUCUGUAAGCUGAGAAGCCUCAGUCUGUCGAAUAACGCUCUGUCGGACUUUCCUCUGGCGCUGUGCGACAUCACCUCGCUCACAGAGCUCAACCUGUCUGGGAACCGCCUCGCCUGUCUGCCUGCGGAAGUAGCCGCCAUGCACAACCUGCAGACGCUCCUCCUGGACGGGAACGUCCUCAGCUCGCUGCCUGCAGAGCUGGGCUCUCUGGAGGGCCUGACCUACCUCAGCUUAUCCUUCAACUGCUUCGGCUGCGUGCCUCCCGUCCUGGAGAAGCUCAGGAGCAUGGAGAAACUCUGCCUGGCAGGGAAUCGGAUCUCUGUCCUGGACGUGGCGGGGCUGCAGUGGCUGCCUGCUCGCUACGUAGAUGUCAGGCUGAAUCAGCUCCACAAAGUGACGGUGGGGGAUUCAGAGCAGCUGCUCCACAUCCUCCAGCUGGACGUCAGGGACGCAGGCCUGCAGGAGCUGGACGUCAGCUGCUUGGCGAGGCUGGAGCUGCUCCGCUGCGACAGAAACCGCCUCUCCCACCUCCGAGUCAGCGGCCACGCCCUCAAGAGCUUGCACGCCAGUCACAACGAGCUGGUGCAGCUGGAUGCGCAGCCUGUGCCAGAAAAUCUGACCGUCGUGGAUCUCUGCAGGAACAAGCUGCGAUGCGUACCAGACUGGUUGUGUGAGAGCAGCAGUCUGGAGGUGCUGGACGUCAACCAUAACCGCGUCACCGAGCUGCCCGCAUGGCUGUUCUCCGGUUGGAGUCUGAGGAAGCUGCUGGCUGGCUGGAACGACGUGUGCAGGCUCCCCGACAGGCUGGAGGAUUCCCAGCUGGAGGUCCUGGACCUCCAACACAACCGCCUGACGGAGCUGCCGCACAACCUGUUCAUCAAAGCCCAGAGCUUGCGCUACCUAAACGCGUCGGCCAACAAGCUGGAAGACCUGCCUGCAGACGUCCUGUCAGAAGACGCCUGCAGCAGUCUGGAGGAGCUUUAUGUGACCAACAACAGCCUGACGGACAAGUGCAUCUCUCUGCUGACGGGACAUGGCCGUCUAAGGGUGCUGCACCUCGCCUACAACCAGCUGCAAACCUUCACCGCCAGCAAACUGGCUCGGCUGGAGCAGCUGGAGGAGCUGGACCUGAGCGGCAACAGACUGCGAGCUGUGCCCACCACCAUCCUGAGCUGCCGGCGGCUGCACACGCUGUCCGCCCACUCCAACUGCAUCAGCACCUUCCCAGAAGUGCUCCAGCUGCAGGAGAUUAAGUGCGUGGAUCUGAGCUGCAACGAGCUGACUGAGGUGGCGCUGCCGGAGGUUCUUCCCCCAAAGCUCCUGGAGCUCGACCUCACCGGGAACCCCCGACUCAACCUGGACCACAAGAGCCUGGAGCUCCUCAACAACAUCCGCUGCUUCCGGGUGGAUCCGUCUCCUUCGGCUUCUGCUGCGAGCGAAAGUCACGGAGUCCCCGCGGUCUGGAGUCACGGCUUCACCGAGGCUUCCGGGGUCAAAAACAAGCUCUGCGUGGCGGCUCUGGCCCAGGACACAUUCUGCGGGACUCGGGAAGCCCUGUACGGCGUCUUUGACGGCGACCGGAACGUCGAGGUGCCUUACCUGCUGCAGUGCACCAUGGGAGAUGUCCUGGCCGAGGAGCUGCAACGAGGGCCGAGGCAGGAGGACUACAUGACCAACACUUUCCUCACCAUGCAGCGGAAACUGGGCACGGCGGGUCAGAGGAUGGGCGGCUCGGCGGCUUUGUGUCACGUCCGGCACGAACCCGUGGCGCCCGGCGAGGCCGGGAAUUGCUUUACGCUGAAGGCCGCCAACGUGGGCCGGUGUCAGGCGGUACUGUGUCGGGGAGGGAAAGCUCAGCCGCUGUCCCACAUCCACACCGUCCGAGAGGAGCCGGAGUACGAGAGGGUCCGACUGCACAAUGCCGUCAUCACAGAGGACAACAAGGUCAGCGGUGUGACCGACUCCACCAGGAUGAUGGGCUACUCCUUCCUCAGUCCCUGCGUGACGCCCUGCCCACACGUAUCCACGCUGACGCUCACCCCUCAAGAUGAGUUUUUCCUCCUGGGCAGCCGGGGCCUGUGGGACCUGCUGUCCCCCGCCGAGGCCGUCGAGGCCGUCCGAAACGUCCCGGACGCCCUCGCCGCCGCCAAGAAGCUGGUGACGCUGGCUCAGAGCUACGGCUGCUCCGACAGCCUCAGCGCCGUCGUCGUUCAGCUCAACAUCACCGAAGACUGCUGCUGCUUCUGCGAGCCGCCCCCUCCGCCGCCCAGCCCGGGGCCCGCCGCUCAGCCCGCCCUGCAGCCCUACGCGUCCGACGGCGGCGGCGUCCCGCUACCGCCGGCCUCCUCCGGCACCGUGAGCGAGCUGAGCAGCGAGUUCAGCACCUCGGAGAUGAGCAGCGAGGUGGGCUCCACGGCGUCGUCCGAGGAGCCGCCGCCGCAGGCCGAGCCGCCGGGGUCCCACCCGAGCGCUCAGGGCGGAGGGGGCACGCGCAGAGCGGCCGUCGGGAGGGGCGGCGUCCAGAGGCAGUUCUCCGGCGCGCUGUCCGACAACGGGCUCGACAGCGAGGACGAGGAGCCCAUCGCCGGCGUGUUCUCCAACGGCAGCCGGGUCGAGGUGGAGGCGGACGUCCACUGUCUACUCCGGCACGACCGCGCCCACUCCAACGGCGCGGGGGCAAGCAAAGCCCUCGCCCCCGGUAACGAGCCUCCGCCCCCCGCCUGCCCGUCUGUCUCGCCCGUGCCUCCCUCCUCGCCGUCCCUGUGCCAGGAGGCCCGCACGGCCACCCUGGGCCGCAGGGCUCGCGGCAACGGCUCCGUCGCCUGCCAGGGCCGGAGCCAGGACGUCAUCGAGGAGGCGGCGGAAGCCCCCGCCAGGAAGCAGGGAGGCUACUUCAACGCUCCCGCCCAGCCGGACCCCGACGACCAGCUGAUCAUCCCGCCGGAGCUGGAGGAGGAGGUCCGGCAGAUUAUCCAGCAGCAGCAGCAGCAGCAGCAGCAGGAACAGAUGCAGACGCAUAACUACCAGAGACCAGCGGACUACUUCGUCACGCCGCUCUGACUGCUGCCGUCAGCAUCCGCCUCUGUCCUCCGAAACGGAGGAGUGUCCAGUCCACUGGGCGCCGACUUCACUCCCAAACACUCUCAACGCGUUUUUGGACCAGACACUUUUUUUUUUUUUU